Molecule: messenger RNA, 3265 nt
Organism: Vitis vinifera (wine grape)
Lineage: Eukaryota; Viridiplantae; Streptophyta; Magnoliopsida; Vitales; Vitaceae
Product: disease resistance protein At4g27190-like
Exons: 4
Coding region: 1104-3098 (664 amino acids)
Molecular function (GO): protein binding
Source: RefSeq, a predicted model, not a curated record
GUUUUUUGUGUAGGUUUCACUCCCUCCUAAUUUGGAGACUAUAGUUCUAAAAAGUCUUCCAAAAUUGAAGGAGAUAGAUUUUGGGAUCCUCACAAAGUUAAAAAUCCUAGAGUUAAAAAAACUACCUCAAUUAAGACAUAUUAUAUGCAAUGAGGAUAAGAUUAUCAACAAGAGAUGUGUUUUGUCUCCUUCAAUGUUUAAGAAUUUUCACAAUCUCAUAGAGCUACAUAUCAUUGAUUGUGGGAUGGAAGACUGGAGAGGUGUCAAUACUUCUACUAAUAAUGAAGUGCUCUCCCAUGAAAAGGCUUCAUUCCUUGAAUCAAGAGCCUCCACUUUGAACAAAAUUAUGGAUGCCUUAAGAGACGACAAUAUCAACUUGAUUGGAGUAUGGGGCAUGGCCGGUGUGGGCAAAACAACACUGUUGAAACAAGUGGCUCAACAAGCUAAGCAACAGCGGUUGUUCACCACACAAGCCUAUAUGGAUGUAUCCUGGACUCGAGACUCGGAUAAACGUCAAGAAGGAAUUGCGGAACUUCAACUAGAAAUUGAGAACGCGUUCGACUUGUCACUUUGCGAGGAGGAUGAAUCCAAAAAAGCGAAUGAACUGAAGGAGGAACUGAUGGUAGAAGGGAAGAUCCUUAUUAUCUUGGAUGAUAUUUGGAGGGAAGUUGAUUUGGAGAAAGUAGGAAUUCCGUGUAAAGGUGAUGAAACACAAUGCAAAAUAGUGUUGGCUUCGAGAGAUGGAGACCUAUUAUGCAAAAACAUGGGCGCACAAAUAUGUUUUCCAGUGGAACAUUUACCACCAGAAGAAGCUUGGAGUCUUUUUAAGAAGACAGCAGGUGAUUCCGUGGAGGAGAAUCUUGAACUGCGACCCAUAGCCAUUCAAGUAGUUGAAGAAUGUGAGGGUCUACCAAUUGCAAUUGUAACAAGCCAAGGCAUUAAAAGAUGAGACCGUGGCUGUAUGGAAGAAUGCCUUGGAACAACUCAGGAGUUGUGCAGCAGUAAACAUUAAAGCAGUGGGUAAGAAGGUUUACUCAUGUCUGGAGUGGAGCUACACCCAUUUGAAGGGUGAUGACAUUAAGUCAUUGUUCUUACUUUGUGGGAUGCUGGGCUAUGGUAAUAUUUCAUUGGAUCUCUUGUUACCAUAUGCUAUGGGUCUGGAUUUGUUUGACCGCAUCGACUCAUUGGAGCAAGCAAGAAAUAGACUACUUGCAUUGGUGGAAAUCCUUAAAGCCUCAAGCUUGUUACUCGACAGUCAUGAAGAUAGAGACAAGUUUGUGAGGAUGCACGAUGUUGUUUGCAAUGUUGUCAGAGAAAUUGCAUCCAAGGAUCCUCAUCCAUUUGUAGUCAGAGAAGAUGUUGGAUUGGAAGAAUGGUCAGAGACUGAUGAAUCCAAAAGCUACACUUUCAUCUCUUUGCAUUGCAAAGCUGUGCAUGAGCUUCCUCAAGGGUUGGUAUGUCCGGACCUUCAAUUUUUCCAAUUGCAUAACAACAAUCCUUCCUUGAAUAUCCCGAACACAUUUUUCGAAGGAAUGAAAAAACUCAAAGUAUUAGAUUUGUCCAAAAUGCGUUUUACAGUGCUACCUUCAUCACUUGAUUCCCUUACAAAUCUCCAAACAUUGCGUCUAGAUGGGUGCAAGUUGGAAGACAUUGCUCUAAUUGGAAAGCUAACGAAACUAGAAGUUCUUAGCUUGAUGGGUUCUACAAUCCAACAAUUGCCUAAUGAAAUGGUGCAAUUGACCAAUCUAAGGCUGUUGGAUUUGAAUGAUUGCAAGGAGCUUGAAGUAAUUCCACAAAAUAUCUUAUCAAGUUUGUCUCGAUUAGAAUGUUUGUACAUGAAAUCUAGCUUUACUCAAUGGGCGGUUGAAGGUGAAAGCAAUGCUUGCUUAUCCGAGCUAAAUCAUUUGUCUCAUUUGACAACUUUAGAGAUAGAUAUACCAAAUGCCAAGUUGCUACCAAAAGACAUUCUAUUUGAGAACUUGACAAGAUAUGGGAUAUUUAUAGGUGUUUCGGGCGGGUUGAGAACCAAAAGAGCAUUGAAUCUCUAUGAAGUCAAUAGAAGCUUACAUUUGGGGGAUGGAAUGAGCAAGUUGUUGGAGAGAAGUGAAGAACUACAGUUCUACAAAUUAAGUGGUACUAAAUAUGUGCUUUACCCAUCAGAUAGGGAGAGUUUUCGUGAACUGAAGCAUCUUCAAGUUUUUAACAGUCCCGAGAUUCAAUAUAUCAUUGAUUCAAAGGAUCAAUGGUUUCUGCAACAUGGUGCCUUUCCUCUAUUGGAGUCAUUGAUUCUUAUGAAGUUGGAAAACUUGGAAGAAGUAUGGCAUGGCCCAAUUCCAAUAGAAUCUUUUGGUAACUUAAAAACUCUAAAUGUGUAUUCAUGUCCUAAAUUGAAAUUUCUCUUUCUGCUUUCCACGGCUAGAGGCCUUCCCCAACUUGAAGAAAUGACAAUAGAAUAUUGUGUUGCCAUGCAACAAAUAAUCGCAUAUAAAAGGGAAUCAGAAAUACAAGAAGAUGGACAUGGUGGGACCAAUUUGCAACUAUUCCCAAAAUUGCGAUCCUUGAUUCUCUAUGAUCUACCACAGCUCAUCAACUUCAGUUCCGAGUUAGAAACAACAUCUUCCACAUCUUUGAGUACAAAUGCAAGGUCAGAAGACUCAUUUUUCAGUCAUAAGGUUUCAUUCCCUAAGUUAGAGGAGUUGACACUCAAAUAUCUGCCCAAGUUGAAGGAUAUAUGGCAUCAUCAACUUCCAUUUGAAUCCUUCUCCAAUCUACAGAUCUUAAGGGUGUAUGAAUGUCCAUGUCUACUCAAUCUUGUCCCAACUCAUUUGAUACACAACUUCCAGAAUUUAAAAGAGAUAGAUGUGCAAGAUUGUGAACUCCUAGAGCAUGUGAAUAUUCUUCAAGAAAAUGAUGGAAAUGUUGAGAUCUUCUCAAAGUUAGAAACCUUGAAAUUGAAGAAGUUGCCUAGGCUGAGAUGGAUGGAAGACGGGAAUGAUAGGAUGAAACAUAUUUCCUCUCUUAUGACACUCAUGAAUAUUCAAAACCUUCAAGAACUACAUAUCAGUGAUUGUAGUAUGGAAGACCUACGGAAGAUGUAGUACUCUUUUAUAAGAAGGUACACUAGAUUUACUUUAUGUUCUGCUCCAUUUGAGGUGAAGUACAGAUGCAGCCCUUGAAGGAGAAAUUAUUAAUGGUGUUUCAGAAAUUGUCAAUGAUGUUUCCUUCAAUCAUUUCCUUCAUUUGAUAGAGUUUAUUUAUUCAAACA